AACUGUGUCAUAUUUCUGCUUGCCUGCAGUGGAAAAAGUCCAAAUCUUUUCGCAGGCUGAGCCUGAAGCAGUCAGUCUUCGCACUUAGAAGCUUUCAAACACUCCGCAUUUGUGUCCUUCAAGGAAGUUUGUCUGGGCGGCAGACCAAAGGAGAACGUCUUUUUGGGAUGAGCUUGCAUCCCUCCGAGCGGCUGUAACAAGCAGUAUCUCAAUAGAUGAUUCGCUGAAGAGGAUGUUAUCUGGCUGGGGAAGAAUCGCCUUAAGCACAGUCGCAAAUUAUUUCGAAGGCAUGCAUGACAUCUGUGACAACUGGAAGGCUUCUGCAUCCCUGAAGGUCAUAAUGACCCCAAAAAUUUAAGAAGGAGAAGUCACCUGCUUUAAUCCCAUUAGCGAUUUCCCUUUUUGACGGAGAUUAAAGUGUCCAGUUGCACUGGAAGAGAGUUCAGGAGAGAGGAAUAUCCAUUGGAUUCAACUGUUUGCAGCCACAAGAGAACAAUGAAAGACUUAUUUUGUCUUUCAGACGAGCAGCUGAUACAAGACGACGACGACAUGACCAGUUCUACAUUCAGGCAAAAUGGCAGGACCAGGACCAGCUGUGCAAGAUGUCAGAGGAACCUGUCCCUGCAGAUCUCAGUGAAAGUCCUCUAUUGCUUUGUGGUCAUUCUCAUAAUUGCUGUGAUUGUGCUGGCAUCCCUAGUUUUCCGGAAAGUCAAUUCCCUCUACGAUGACUUCAGCUCGGCAAAGUCCAGUUAUGAGAAGAAGAUUGUUUCGGUGCAAGUUAACCUCCAGGAACUUGACAUGAAAUCUGUUGGGAAUUGCUCACAUUGCCAUGACUCUACUUACUUGGUUCAGGAGAUCAGGAAGCUUCAUGGGGAACUAGAAGAGAUGCAGAAGAUGCUUUUGGCCCAGGAGGUGCAAUUGGUCCAAUCAUCUGAAAACCAUCAGAUUCUUCUGUCAGCCAAUGACAUGCUAGAUAACCAGAUCGAGAGAAGCAACUUCUCCCUGCGCCGGAUCAAUCAGACUUUAGGAGUUUUCCUGUCCCAGGUUAAAGGGUGGCAGACCACAGCAACGGACUUGGAGACCUCCGUGAAGGACUUGGUUCAGGAGAGGUAUGACAUUACUGCUGCCAUACAACAGAUCAAUUUUACUUUGGGUCAAACAUCAGAUUGGAUACAAGUCAUCCAGAGGAAAACUGACGAGGAGACAUUAACGUUGCAAAAAAUUGUAUCUGACUGGCAAAACUAUAGCAAAGUUUUUGGUGGUUUUAAAUCGACAUCGGUCAAAACCAUUGACUUGGUGAGGAGCAUUCAGAGUAGUAUUGCUGCAACCGCACAACGCAUCACCCUUAACACGGAAGUCAUGCAUGAUCUAGUCCUACAAGUAAUGGGUCUUCAGCUACAGUUGGACAACAUCACAGCUUUUGUUGAUGAUCAUGAGGAAAACAUGGCGGACCUCCAGUACCAUUCAAAGUACACCCAAAAUCGGACAGUUGAGCGCUUUGAGAGCUUAGAGGGUCGGAUGCUGUCUCAUGAAACGGAAAUUGACACCAUAUUCACUAAUAUCAAUGCAACUGAUAACCACGUGCACAGUAUGUUGAAAUAUCUUGAUGAUGUGCGACUUUCUUGUACCCAUGGGUUUAAUUCUCACGCUGAGGAAUUAUACAGUCUUAAUAAGUCAGUCAGUAUGGUGCAGGACACCUCAGAUAUGCUCAGAGAGAAGUUCAGCUUGAUGAAUGUUCGGCUAGAUUUUGAUGUACGGAAUCUGUCGAUGAUCAUGGAGGAAAUGAAAUUGGUGGACACCAGACAUGGGGAAGUUCUCCAGGAAAUCCCCACUAUGCGAGGUUUACCGGGUCCACCAGGUCCAAGAGGAUUUAAAGGCGAACUAGGUACAAAAGGACCUAUAGGUCUGAAGGGAGACAAAGGUGACACAGGCGAACUAGGUAUUCCAGGACCUCAAGGACCGAGGGGUUUAGCAGGCGAUCCUGGACCUGUUGGAGAAAAAGGUUCUAUUGGAAUUAAAGGCAGUUCUGGUGUUAAAGGGGAAAAGGGCAGUAUGGGCCCACCAGGUCCAAAAGGACAAAAGGGAACAAAAGGUGAUGCUGGGUCCCCUGGACCUGAAGGUCUUCCAGGUGACAAAGGACCUUCAGGUCUCCCUGGAGUACCGGGACUUCCAGGACACACUGGAAUAGGAUUUCCAGGACCAAAGGGAUCUAAAGGAGAAGCUGGCCUUCCAGGACCUCGUGGAUUGCCAGGACCUGCGGGACAAAAAGGACAAUCUGUCAUCUCAAAUUGAAUGUAAAACUGGAAGCAGAUUUCUUAUUGGCUAAAUAAGGCUUUUUAAUGUACAACCAAGCGGACUGGAAAUUAAGGUCAUUGGCCAUCUGUAAACAAUGAAAUAAUCGUACAGAGUAACAAAUGGACAUAAAUUGCUGGUCGGGAAUUUUAGAUCUUCCAGAAACUGUAAUUAUGUAAAUCAUAUACCAUCAUGUUCUUCAUUAAGUCACCUUUUCCAUACAGUAAGCACAAUAUCGUCAACAUUUUAAUGAAAUAGAAGUCAUUUAUAAACAUUUAAUUUUAUUUUA
Molecule: messenger RNA, 2581 nt
Organism: Rana temporaria (common frog)
Lineage: Eukaryota; Metazoa; Chordata; Amphibia; Anura; Ranidae
Gene: SCARA3
Product: scavenger receptor class A member 3
Exons: 6
Coding region: 496-2292 (598 amino acids)
Source: RefSeq, a predicted model, not a curated record